AGGGAGGAGCUGUGAAACUUCAGGCGGUACAUUCCUGCUGCUGUUGCCAUCAGCAGCAGUUGUUUUAAAAACAGCUUCGACCAAAAUUAAGUGGGAGCAGAAAACAUAUCAUACCCGCCGCUGUAGAACAGUUUUGGGGACGUUGAGUCAAAUUACUUUUCAUAACAAUGCGAAGCUGGAAGAAUCACGUGCGCGCUGGACUGCAACACAGAGACCAAACUGAGAAGUUCCCAUACGCUGGCGUCUUCACAAGCUUGUCCAAGCUGGAGGAACGUUUUGAAAUCCGCUCACAAAUUUUGGAUGAUGUUCAGUCUAAGAGUUUAGAGCGAGGUGGAGUUCAGGUUGGGAAGAACAGCAGGCUCCUUCAACUGCAACUGAGAGAAAGUGAACACCUGGCAGAAAAGCGGUCUCAGACUGUCUCUGAUCUGACCACCGUCCUGUAUUUGAAAGAGGCUGAGCUGCAGUUCUUGCAGUCACGUGUGUCUCAUUACCGUCAAGAGGCUCUCACUCUUGCCAAAGCAAGUAACACCCUGAAGGCCACCCUUUCAGAAUUUGAGUUCACCAUCGAGUGUCAGGCCAAAGAGUUGGCAGCGCUACGUGCGGAGCAGAAAGGACUAAAUGAGGCGUUGGCGCAGGCUUGCAGAGAGAAAGAAGAACUCAUGCAACGAUGGAUGGAAGAGAAGAGGGAGGAGGCAGACAGGCUGAAUAAGCAUAACGCCACAGUGGAAAGGUGGCAAGGUUUGGCCAAACAGCUGAAGAAGCACCUCCGUAGGGAGAUGAGAAAAGAGUAUGUUCCCAUAGUGACAAGCUCUUGUAGCAGCGAAACAGAAACGCCUACAUCAGUCACUCAGAAUCUACAGCAGGGACACUCAGACCUCAACUGUGUCUCAGCUGUGGCAAAAAUCUACUAAUGCCAGUGGGAUCCUGGAGCAACAGUUCUCUGCACAAGAUGACCACCCGUCUACAUUUUUCCAUUUGCUUGUAGUUGGAAAAAUAAUAUGAGUCCAUAUGCGAUGGCAGAAAGAUGGCCAUCAAGCAAACACUUGCAACUAAGCUGCGUUUAGUUACUGAUUUUUUUAUUUAUUUUUUUAAAUUACUUACAAAUUGAUUUCAGUAUUCUCUGAUUAUUUGCUGCCUCAAUUUAAGUCACCUUUUCCCCAAGUAAUUUAAAUCACACUUCAGUUGACUUAUUAUGUUUUGUCCUGAUUGACACACCUCACCAAUUAAAAAACAAAAAAUCUUUCCAGUUGUAUAACUUGAUAAACUAUGCAAAUAACCUCUUCUCAUGUAGUUCACAUCAUUUAAAUAAUUUGCAGGAGCUGGUGUUGUAAAGUCAGGUCUUGGUGUUAGUGACCAUGGGCCUAUUUCCCUUUGUUUAUAACUGUUUAUUUGCACAGAAAAUCAUGUAAAUCAUUUUUAAUUUCCUAUGACCAAAAGUGUAUUUGAAAGUAAAUGCAUAAUCCAGGAUUUUUAAAGCCAAUUAAAAAAACAAACAAAAAAACAAACAAAAAAACAAAACAUGUUUUAAAAGUACCUUUAAAUAAAAAUCAUAUCCUAAUGAAGCUGAAAAAAGAUCUCUUAGAUUCAUAUAUGUAAUUGUAUUGUCAUUUUUCUAUGUCCUGUGUUGUGAAAAAUAAAAUCACUGAUAAUGAUGCUAA
Messenger RNA from Plectropomus leopardus (leopard coralgrouper), 1658 nucleotides. Its product is annotated as autophagy-related protein 16-1. The record is from RefSeq and is a predicted model, not a curated record. NCBI's taxonomy places the organism in Eukaryota, Metazoa, Chordata, Actinopteri, Perciformes, Serranidae.